AUGGCGUUGCUGCUUCUGUUGGUGAUGCUGACCGUAUGUGCUGCUCUUCCUCAAGGUAAAAAUACAUACCUUCAUUCUUCAACACAGACAACAGCAAAAUAAGGCAGGCGUAUACUCUGGAAAAGUGUGCUGUGUCUUGAUGUGUCUUAUCUUUCUAAUUUUUUUAAAGGUAUGAGCAAAGUUUUUAAUUUAAUACGACAAAAUAUAAAUAUGCUUACUGUUGAUAAUAAGAGUAAUAAGUACAACAGUUUGGCAAAACAUGAGUGACAAAGUUGUGUCAGAUGAGACUAAUUCGUUUUAUUUAAUGCUUUUCAUCGCCUUGCAGUUAAAGUUUUGGGUUUUUACAUUAAAAAUGUUGUUAUUCUUGAUUGUUUAUGUGUGCACCAGAAUUUAUUAUGAAAGUUUUGAAGCCAUUUUUUAUACUUGGAUCCUUGUAAAAGUAGUAGAGGGAUUACGCUCUGCCUCCUUACUCAACACAGACAAGUGGAGCUGUGUGUAUGUGGUUUCCCUCAUUCUCAUACCACAAGUAUUUCUCUUAAUUAAGGUAAAUACAGCACACAAAUCAUUGUAAAUUUAAGCACACAUGUGAAUAAUAGCCUUCCAUGUGCACCUGUGAUUUUGUACGACAGAAAUAUAUGUUUGUGCAUGUUCAUUUGGUGCUCUUAAGUUUUGGCUAAUUCAGAUAAUGUAAACCAGCAAGGAGUCAGACUCUAUAGCUGCUCUUCAGCUGUCAAGCACUCCUCAGAUGAUGACUUACACUGAUACAUAAAUUUACCAGUAAGACAAAUGCAUUUAUUUUGUGCUAUAAUGAUUCAUAUGACAGAAGUAAUGAAUAAAUGAGGUAGUGAUUUGUUGGAAUAUUAAAAACUGCAUGGCUGAAUUUAUGUAUUAAGACUUAGCCCUUGGUUCCUGUUAAUUUUAAGCUCCAUCCAGCCUACUUUGUCCCCAAAACAGACAUGCAGAUAAGUGUUCAGAAACAAUCAUUUUUAAUAUUUUUUCUUACUUCUUACUUUUUUUACUCAUAUCUCUUAAAAUACUUUAGCCCUGAUCAUUAAAAGAAAUAAUGAAUAGACAAUUCGGUGUAUUACCCUUUCAUGCCAGUUUUGGUGUGCCAUGUUACUGCUAUUUUUAAUGGUAAAAAACCUUUUUUUUUUUUGAUAAAUAGAGUCUGGUCCAUGUCAAUGAUAAGAAGUAAAACCGAUUUUGGUGCAUUUAAAUCCUUUUUGUAGUGCAAUUUUUUCAUAUUUGAAGCUGCAUCCAGCAUACUUUGUCCGCAAAACGAACAUGCAGGUAAAUGUUCAUAAAUAAUCAUUUUUUAAAAAUUUGUCUUGCUAUUUGGACAUAAAUCUUUUAAACAACUUCAGCCAUAACUAUUCAAAAAGUAAUGAAUAAACAAUUCGAUGUAUUACCCUUUUUGAUGCCAGUUUUGUGUGCAAUGUCAUAUUUAUUGAUAUAGUGUGUUUUAAACAGCUAAGUCCAUUGGAGCAGAAAAACGUGCCAUUUUCACCUUCAUUUCUGAAGACUUGUUCUCCACCAAAUCAAUUGCGAUCAGAUUCAUUAGUUCACAUUAAAUUAAUUAUAUAUUUAGGCAUAUAAAACCAGAAGAUAUAUGUAAGAUAGGAAUCAAUUACAAGUGGUUAUGCACCUCUAACCAAAAUAUGACCGUAAUUACGCUGAUUGCGCUCAUAUAAAAAAAUAACCGCAUAUUUGAGAUUUGAUAUCUUCUCAACUAAUGAUCCGAAGGACCUGUGCAUCCUCAUUAUCCACUUACUCUGAAGUGAGGGAAAAGUUGAAAUUGUCCAAAUGUCCCCCUCUCUUUGUCCCACAUGGUAGAACUUGGAUGUCAUAUUUUCGACUGUAAAAACUCUGCUCACGGCAUGCCCGGUUAUAAACAUUGACACAGAUUCCUUGCACACGUAUCCCACUCAUAGACAUCCAUAUCUAGUGGCAUGUAAAGUUUCAUUCAAUUCUGAUGAUGUUUAGUGGAUGAAAUAGCACUUCAAACACUCUCAGUUCAUGAAUGAAGACUUGCAUGUGUGGCACCGAAGGGGUUACAAUUAUGUGCCGGCUCAAUCUGUUGUAUCACUGUCAGAAAGUAAAAUUUAGAGCCCUGGUGAUCGAGUGACUGCAAAAUAAAGGUUAUUAUGUUUUUAUGGUGCCAUAAACACACAGUCAAAAAACAUGUGUUUAAUGGAAGUCUAUUGUCCAAUUUGAGGACAAAGUAGGGUGGACGCCCCAAUCUUUAAAAAUGUGACUGUCAGCUCAAAAUAAAGAUUAAAAAAAUGACAAAUGUCCUCAAGACGGAUAUUGUAGGAACCGAGGGUUAAGUAUUGAUUUUGUUAAAUUGUACACAUGUAACAGUAGACUGCUGUUGGUCUGAAACCGUGAUUUGUCAUGUGUUAAUAGUUUUUGUCAUAGUUUCUUUGUGUUUUGAUUUCUUUCUUUAUCUUAGAUAUGUCUGGUAAGAUGUUUACCUUCCCAGAAGAGUCAGACACAGAUUAUGUGAGGCUGACAACAUCGAGACAGAGUUUGAGCACUUUGACCGUCUGUCUGAGGUGGUGUCAUAUAUGCAGAAAUUUCCCUGAAUAAAAAUGAUGACCAUAGAUAUCCUUAUAAAACCAGCAGGACUGACAAUAUUGUUUUUUGUUUGUUUUUGUCUCCACAGAACCUUUACAGACCUGAAUAGAGAUCAUACCCCCUUCUCUCUGGCCACACCUGGUGUUUUCAAUGACUUCGUGAUUUACAGAUAUGCUGAAAGUAAUGAGUUUUCCAUGAAUGUAAGGGACAAGGCAGUUAGAUUCAGAGAGCUGGACUACAAGCCGAACACGUGGCACUCACUUUGUUCCACAUGGGACUCUGUCUCUGGUGUGCUGCAAGUUUGGUUGGAUGGAAAGCCCUCAAGCAGGAAGUACAUCAGCUCUGGAUCAAACAUCACUGGACCUAUGAUCAUUGUUCUGGGACAGGUAUACUCUUUUAACAAUAUGGGAAACAAACUUACAUUAAUUGACUCAGAGUGUGUUAGCACAGAUUACCGUAAAGACUAGAAAUACAAGCAACAAUGUAUUCUGACUAAGCCUUUGUUAGGGUCAGUGAUUAUUGAGAGUCACAGUUGGAUUAUCAGUUUUCUCAUCACUUGUGUCCACUCCAAUGUCUCUCCAGAAGGCAAAAGUUAGUCAACUUCUAUGGCCUGCAGUUUUCACUCUCUGAAAAUAAUCUUUGAUGGGCAGUCAGCACCAUGAACCACAGCAAAAGUCACGCUAAAUGCCCAAUUAGAAAAAAAACAAAAGCACUGACGCCUAGAAUGAGUCAAAAGAUUAGACUGGCUGUAUGGAUGAUACAUAGAGAACCAACAAAAUCCACUUUUCACUCAAAAUGAUCCCAUCACAUACCUAUUUGGUUAGAUAAACUGAAAAAUACCCCAACAGUUACUGAUAAAGUAAUGAUGUAAAGAAACCCCUUUAUUUUAAGUUUGUAAAAAUGUUUCUCUCUUAUAUAAAAGUCAACAUUUUACAAAGGAGGAUAAAAAAAAUCAACAAAUAAAUGAGGUCAGAUUUUUCAAAACUCUGACUUCAAUCUCAUUACUCUCUGAGAUUUAAAUCAGAGUUCUGACUUUUUUCAAUUUCUACAGGAACAGGACAGUUACGGCGGAGGGUUUGAUGCUAAACAGUCAUUUGUUGGCAUGAUGUCUGAUGUCCACAUGUGGGACUACACCCUCUCCCCCUGUCAGAUUCAACGCUACACGAAUCGCGAGUCCUUCCCCUCAGGCAACGUGCUUGACUGGAAGGCAUCGUUUCAGACCUUUGGCAGGGUUCUGAUCGAAGAUCAACAAGGGGACUGUCUCCUCUGA
Molecule: messenger RNA, 3847 nt
Organism: Xyrichtys novacula (pearly razorfish)
Lineage: Eukaryota; Metazoa; Chordata; Actinopteri; Labriformes; Labridae
Source: the annotation of a GenBank genome assembly